GAGGAGCACCCCGCGGAGACCACGCUGUGAGUGGCGGCGGGGGGAGAGGGACUGUGACGUCCCAGUGCGAACCCCGAAGUUGCAGGUCCUCCGCGGAAAGGUUAAAACAGAAAAGACCCAGGACGUUUGCUGAAUUUCUGAAUAUGGAGGAAGCACCAGUUAUAAAGAGACUAUAUGUUGGUGGACUUGGCCAUACAAUUUCUGAAACUGAACUGCAGGAAAGAUUUGGCAAGUUUGGAAAUGUGACAGAGACAGAAAUUGUGACCCGGAAAGAUGAAAAAGGGAACCCUACAAAGACAUUUGCCUAUAUCAACAUCACCCUUUCAGAAAAAGAACUUAAAAAAUGUGUAUCUGCUUUAAAUAAGACAAAAUGGAAAGGUGGGACGCUACAAAUAGAAUUGGCCAAAGAGAGCUUUUUGCACAGACUGGCACGAGAGCGUCAAGAGGCAAGUAUAAAGAAGGAAAAGCCAGGCCAAAAUGGCAUGACAGAUGUCUUAGAAUCUAUGAAGAAAUCUGGAUUUACAGAUUUUCACAUGAAAGCAGUACCAGGAACAGAAGUACCAAAUCACAAGGACUGGGUUGUUGGCAAAUUCGGCAGAGUUUUACCAAUCCUCCAUCUUAAAGGUCAACACAGAAGCAAUACCAUAAAAUAUGACCCCUCCAAAUAUUGUCACAAUCUUAAAAAACUGGAUCAAGACCUUACUGAGAUGGUUCCUAUUUCCAAGCUCACGUGGCAUUUGGAGGAAGGCGAUGACAGCAUGAGCAAGAAACGGCAAGGGCACUUUCCUGCAUAUGAGCCACCUAAAAAGAAAAUGAGAGUGCAGGAUGGGGACAGUGUGAGCCGGACAGAAUUGCAUUCAUAUGGUCAGUUUUCAUCAAAAACAGCAAGCAUGGCCCCAGGCAAACUAGUUCAAAGCCGCACACCCAAGACCAAAAAGCAAAGUAAAGAGCACUCAGUGCAUCAGAAGCAUGGAACUGCUUCAACACCUUGCAGGAAUAGAAACCGUCUGUCUGAAAGUGAUAUUGAUUCUGAAGAAGAAAUUCGAGCCAUAAUAGAAAGGGAGAGAGAAGUGCGUCAAGAUAAUCCCAAUACUGAACAGGAAGAGAAUAUGGAAGUUGUCAGAGAGGAUUUCAAGCUGAAAUAUCGUACUCAUUGGUCCUUACAGGAAGCCCAAGAUGCCAAGCAAGCGCCCACCGGGUGUAAUGGAGUGCUGAGGACCACUGACAAUCAGUCUGGUUAUGAUUCGGCCGACACUGAUGAAAUUAUAGCUGUGACUAGAACACCAAAUAAUGAGAAGAAGGAAGCUCCAAAGGAAUCUAAGGCAGUCACGCAGGGAAAGGAUGACAAGCCUAAGAUGCAUGCUACAAAUUCCGGAUCUUCUGUCUCAAGUGGUUUAAUAUUGGAUAAACCGAAAAGCGUGGGGAGAGUAAAGCCUAAGAAAGCAUCCGAUUCAAAGGCUGCUGCUCAACAGAACAGCAUCAGUAAUAAGUGCAAGGUUGGGGACAGUGAAAGUUCCGAUUCAUAUCUUGACACAAGUGAGCCUGAAGGGGAUGAAGAUUACGAAACCAUGAUGCAAGGAUGUUACCGGCUAGAUCUUACAUUAGAAGAAUUAGAAAGAUUAGCCAGUGAAAAUACCCAAACUAUAGAUAAAGAUACUGCAAUUAACCAAAAUAACACUCCGUGUAAAAGUACUGAAUUUCCAGUUAACAGUACCGGCAAUAUUGCAAAGAAAUCCAAAGAGAUCACCACCCGGAAAAAAGGCAUUUCUCCUGAAGAGAUAAUUUCUGCUAUUUUAGAAGGAGGAAGUUCUGAUGAAGAGAAUCCAAAGAGAAAGAAGUUGAAUUUGAAAGUUCCGCCUUUCAGAGGAAUAGGGUCAUUAAGUCGAGAGCUGACUAAGGGCACACAGGACAGUCAAGAAAACCAGACUUCUUCCGGCCUUGUUGGUCUGGAAGCUCCCCAAAGUGUUUCUCAGCGCUCCGGCUCUGCAAGCAAAAAACUUAGCUGCAAAUCGUUAAAAGAAAAUAGCCCGGACUCUCUCAGGGGAGCUUGUAUUCUAAAAUCAGGGGAAGAUUCUGACUACAGUAAACUCAGUGCAAAAAGUAGCGAGGUGGAAAGCAGUGGUGUGAGUGUUCUGUCUGAAAGAAAGAGCUCAAAAAAUCUGAAAUCUCUCUGCAAGGAAACAAAGAUAGAGACGAGCAUUAAAGGUUCCAGUUUUGCACACUGUAAAAACACGAGAAGUGAAGAGCCCGUCCUGGAUUCUGCCAAAGCUACAAGCACGUCUGAUAAAAAGGAAAAACAGCUGCAGGAUAAUGAAAAAAGGUUGACUGCUCUACAGGAGAGGCAAAAAGAACGAGAACUGCAGAGGAAACUUAUUCAGGGAGCGUUAACCAGUCUGGAAACUCAGUCAGCAAAUAAACAGAAGCACAUAGUAUUUGAUUCAGAGGAUGAAGCUGAAAAUAAAGAUGAAGUACAAGAGAGCACACCAGGAGGGUCUUCAGGACAGCUGCUGGGAAAAGAAUUUGCUACUAAAACCUCUGGAAAGUUGUUUGAGAGCAGUGAUGAUGAAUCGGAAACAACAGAUGAAGAAGAUGACAGAUUCAAAAUCAAACCUCAGUUUGAGGGUAAAGCUGGAGAGAAGCUUAUGCAUUUACAGUCACGAUUUGGAACAGAUGAAAGAUUUCGUAUGGAUGCUCGCUUCCUUGAAAGUGACAGUGAACAAGAAGAUGAAUCAAAAGUGGAAAUAGAUGAAGAGGAGGAGCUCACUUUAGAAAAAAAGAGAAAUCUUGACAUCUUGAAAAAUCUUCUGAAUAUUGGUGCAGAACUUUCGAAACCUCGCAAGCAGACAGCAAAUGCCAAGAAAUUCAAAGAUAUGAACACCCUGCGCUAUGACCCUACAAGGGAAGACCAUGCUGUAUUUGAAAGGAAGCCAGAAAACACUGAGAAAGAAAGUAAAGCUAAAAGGAAGAAGCAGAAGGAGGAAGCUCAGAAACUGCCCGAGGUGUCUAAAGAAAUAUUUUAUGAUGUUUCUGUGGAUUUGAAAGAGAUACUUGGAUCUACAAAGUGUGAUGAGAAAACAGAACAAAUACCUUGGGAUAAACAUGAGGAUGUGGGAGAAGCAACUCCAGCUGAGGCAGAGACAUUAGGAUUCAGCACUGGAACCGACAGAGAAGAGGAAACCAGUGGUUUCAAAUUUUCCUUUUUUGGGGCUGAAGAGGAGAGGCCGCCAAUGAAAGAAGAACCCUAUGUAAUUGAAACAAUAAAGGCUUCCAGGGUUGCAUGGCAAGAGGACCCACGUUUUCAGGACAGUAGUUCAGAAGAUGAUGAGACCGAAGAAGUUGAAAGAGAAGAUGUCGAAGAAAUGUCUCCAGCUCUGCCACAGUCUAAUAUUAGAUUUUUCUUCUUCUCCCGAGAUGAUGAUAGAUUAAAAGAGGGUCCAAAGCUGUUCUGUAAAUCUGCUAACCUUGAUGAAGACAGAGAUGAUUGGGAAAGUCGGCGCCAGACAUUACUUGAGGAUUGUCGGAAGAAACAUAAAGAUGCAAGAAGAAAAGUUAAAGCAAAACACUGAAUACAGCGGCCCUGUGAAACAACAGUGAUGCAGAGAACACUGGGCGUUCAAAACGGGGAUAAUGGAAGACGUCUCAAGAAAUGCUUCUGCGAGUUAUUUGAAAAUUGGUGCUAAACACAAAGUGCCAUGAAAUCUGGGCCUUGCACAGGUUGGGCAUCUUUAUGAAAAGUAGGUUUCUGGUUUGAGAAGAGCCAUAAGCUGUAGGCAGAUCUCCUUUGAUUUGCCUGCAUUCAUUUACUCUACCUGGUUGCAAUAAUAAAUUAAAGUAAUCCAGAAUAAAAUGUCAGCUGGACUAUAAAGGUGGAGUCCAUCCAGAUCUACUAUGCCUACCACCAUUCUUUUGGAUGUAAGACUCUAUGCCACAGAUAUUAGGAAGCAGAGGUUUUUUUUAUAUCAUGCAUUGCAGAGGGUCCCUUCCAACUCUACAAUUCUGUGUACACCAGAAAGUAACAUUUGGGAGCAGUUCAUAGAGCAGAUAGAUGUCAGUGUAAAUUGAUACACCUUCCUAAAACAUGUAAGUGUAAGAAACUGGCUAAGGAGCAAAUGCACAAAGGUCUUAAACCUCUACAAUGUUAGAUAUUACAUUUAAAGUCCAAGUGCAAUUAAAGUGGUGGAGAAGAAUAGGACAAAGGUAUUCAAUUCAAAUUGUACUGGAGCAUGUGCUGUUUUCUGAUGUGUUCAACAUGCAUCAGAGCAGGACAAGUGACAAAAAACAAACUGCAAUUCCAUUACUUUACAGGGAUCGAGUCCCCCCCCCCCAAAAAAAAAAGCUUGGUGUGACUUCCUUGGGAUAAAGUUAAACAUAUUUAGGAUUGGCCUACUAUACUGCAGUCCAAAACUAUUGAAAUGUGAGCAUUGUCAUUGAUGGUAGUGGGGGGGGGGGUUGAUCACAUUUUUAGGCUGAAAUCAGUUUCAUUGUGUUGGAUAAGCAGCUCCCAACUGAAAAUAAUGCUGAAUUCUUUGCUGUCUUGCCACAUUGGCUGUUUUUACAUAACCAAACUUCUAGUUUCUGCUGUAAAAUAAAACUGUAAAUUAUA
Podarcis muralis (Common wall lizard) is the source of this 4603-nucleotide messenger RNA. RefSeq names its product nucleolar protein 8 (gene NOL8). Gene Ontology annotation, molecular function: RNA binding. The record is from RefSeq and is a predicted model, not a curated record. Gene Ontology annotation, biological process: protein localization to nucleolus. Lineage: Eukaryota; Metazoa; Chordata; Lepidosauria; Squamata; Lacertidae. Gene Ontology annotation, cellular component: nucleolus.